AAAAGGAAUUUCAGUGUAUAAUAAGCACUAAAAUACCGAUGAAUACCCUAUGAACAAACAAAAUAAUAAGUACCUAAAAUAAGCAAGUUUAAUGUUUCAUGUAACUUGGGAAAAGGAAUUUCAGUGUAUAAUAACCACUGUCACUCAUACAGACGUGUAUUUAGCAUAGUUAAACUAAAAAUGUUGGUGGCAUGAAGAAGUUUAGUCCGUUUUCCUUUGCAGGCAGGAAUUUCUUUUGCUUGAAGUAAGAUGUGUGAAGUGAUCCUUCCAAUGUGCUCCUCUGUGGCACAGUGUACUUGAUUGGAUGUGGAAAUCACAAAUUCAUGCUUUUUUCUUGCUGCAGGAUGGUAUUGUUUUAAUAAUGGAAUUCAACUGUUUUCUGAUACUUCAUAAAAAAUUUGUAUUUGCCAACAAAUGCGGAAAGUUAUCAAGAGUUACUUAUGUUACAACCCUGUUUCUGUGGAGUGAAUUAAAUUCUCUGUGGUGUCCCUGCAGAUUUCAGUAAAUGGGCAAGUACUACCAUAUUGCCUGGUAUGUGUGUGAGACUUAGAUGAAUGUAGCUAGAAGUAAAUGCUGGGCUUCUGAUUCAGUUGUGUGAAAUCUUGCAGAGUCUUGCACAAUUCAGCAAAGACGUCAGCUGUGUGAUGACUUCAAGCAGGCAUGGAGUUUAAAGUGUCCACCUGACAUAGAGGCUGUUAAUCUGAUCAGGAUUUACAGAUUAUUCUCUGAUGAAAUUGGUAGUCGUUCGGACACUAUUGUAUGAGGAAAGUCUUAAGAGAUGCUCUCUUACCUAAGAUGCUCUCUGUCAAAAAAGAAUUUUGAAAAGAGAAGUAAUCUCCCAUGAAGACAAAUCCCAGUACCAGGGAAGCACCUGAGAAGUUCAACAAACCAGGUUUCGAUUUCCACUUUACAAGCGGAUGCAGCAGAUAAUACUUCAGCAGUCAUCACAGGAUGCUCACCAGAACCCCAAGUGUGGUUGCCCAAGUGUUCCUUCUUCUAAGCAUAGCUCUUGUCAUUGCUAUUGCAGUGAUUCAGAUAAAUCAGCAACAGAUCGUCUCCCCAGGGCUCAAGUAUGGAAUAGUCCUUGAUGCUGGAUCCUCUCGGACUACGGUCUACGUCUAUGAAUGGCCAGCAGAAAAAGAAAAUGACACAGGAGUAGUAAGCCAAACCUUCAAGUGUAAUGUGAAAGGCCCUGGUAUAUCCAGCUAUGAGAGCAACCCUGGAGCUCUUGCCAAACCCUUUGAUGACUGUCUGAAUAAAGUCAAGGAGAGAAUACCAGUCCCUCUGCAUAAAAACACUUCAGUUUAUCUGGGGGCUACAGCUGGCAUGAGACUACUGAGGUUGCAAAAUGAAACGGCAGCCAAUGAAGUCCUUGCAAGUAUUCAAAACUACUUCAGAGCACAACCUUUUGAAUUUAGGGGUGCGCAAAUCAUAACUGGGCCAGAGGAAGGGGUGUAUGGAUGGAUAACAGCCAACUAUUUAAUGGGUAAUUUCUUAGAGAGAAACCUUUGGAGGACAUGGGUUCAUCCUUAUAGAAAAGAGACCAUGGGUGCACUGGAUCUUGGAGGAGCUUCCACUCAAAUUUCAUUUAUCCCAGAGGACUCCCAGGAGAACUUCAAUAGCACCUUGCAAGUGAGGUUAUAUGGUUACAACUACAAUGUCUACACUCACAGCUUCCAGUGCUAUGGGAGAGAUGAAGCUGAGAAAAGGCUUUUAGCGUUGUUGUUCCAGAAAUCAAGCACCAGUUCCAAUGUAGAUAAUCCGUGUUACCCUCGAGAUUAUAAUACUGCAUUAACGAUGAAGUACUUCUCUGGGAGCCUUUGUACUCAGUCUCUGAGACUGGCAAAUUACUACCCAAACCAGCUUGUGAACUUCCAUGGAACAGGAGACCCAGAUCUGUGCCAGGAGAUGGUUUCUUUAUUGUUUAACUUCACUGCUUGCAGAGACAGAGAAGACUGUCCAUUUAGUGGAAUACACCAGCCAAAAGUUAAAGGGAAUUUUGUGGCUUUCUCAGGAUUCUACUAUACAAUUAAUGCUUUGAAUUUAUCUGGGCACUUUUCCCUAGCUGACUUCAAUUCGAGUAUGUGGCUUUUCUGUUCACAGAACUGGACACAGCUCCAAUUUAUGCUGCCUAAAGUUGAAGAAAUAUAUGCCAGAUCCUACUGUUUUUCAGCCAAUUUCAUUUAUUACUUGCUUGUACAUGGUUACGACUUUGAUGCAGAAACUUGGCCACAGAUACAUUUUCAAAAGGAGGUUGGUAACAGCAGUAUAGCAUGGUCACUCGGUUACAUGUUAAGCCUCACUAAUAUGAUUCCAGCAGAAGGCAAGCUGAUCCAAUUACCUCUGAAACCUUCAUUGUUUGCUGGGCUCCUCGUUUUCCUCACUGCUACGGCAUUGCUGUGUCUUCUCUUCCUUGUUUACCUGUGUAUUGGAUCACAGAAUCAGAAGAACAUCAGUCAUGUUGAACACGUAUUUAUUCCAGAAUGAAUGAACUUCACUGAAGACGAAACAAGAAUUUUAUAGUGCCAUUAAGCAGAACUUCAUUUUUGAAAAGUGGAGGGUGAAAUAAAGACAGGCAAAAAGUCUUCAGGACCAGAAGCAUAAAUAGAGACAAGACGAGAUGAGACACAAGGGAAUCUGUGAUAUGGUGAACUGGAGUGUGUUUGAAAUAUUUUGGCAAUUAUUUCUGUAAAACCAUUUGUCCAGUGUGCAGCAGAAAAAACAUGGGCAGAAAUGUCACUUUGCUUGAUAAGGGAUUAAUAGUUUUUUCUGCCAGGUACAUAAUAAUUUUUUGUUCAUUAAUUCUGUGCUAACUGGUGAGUUCAACUGGUGAUGGAUUUGAUCGUGGUGGCAGUUGUUUAAGAUAAAACUAAACAGCAAGUCAGUAGGAAUCAUAGGAGGUGGGAACAUGGCAGCUGUUCUUGUUUCAGUGCUGAUGCCUAAAACCCUCAAAUAACCAGAUAUCUGAAACUGGAACAAGCACUGGCUAAUGAUGGGAACUGAAAGGAACAGCUGGCAUAGAAUUGGAAUAGGCAGCUAAAGAAUAAGUAAAUUUGUUCAAAAAUCAUUUGGACUUCCAGAAUAGUGUUUCCAGAAUAGAGUCAGAUCAGUCAUCUGAUCAAAGAAUGCCUUCCGUUGUGUCUUCCUUUUGCAGCAGUUCCCUCUUCUCCCUAUGUAUAUAGUGAAUGUAUAUAUGUAUAGUAGCUCCCUCUUGUACCACCAAGAUUCCCACCUGCUCAGUCUUCUGUCUCCUGUCAGCUUCAGCUGGGAAAGCUGAUGCUAUUGAACUUCCAGCCAGACAGCUGCACCACCAUCGCUUACAGCUUCUUCCAAGCCAGCAUCGUGGCUGCAGUAAAAAAACAUGGCUGGGAUAUGCAGCCAGCAUGGCUAUCUUUGGCUGCAGUCGUUGCUUCUCAGGGGGAGGCAGUGAGGGUGGCAGUGGCUCCAGUAACCACUGGUAAAUCCUCUCCAGCUGCUGGUUGGAAACAGAUCAAUGUGUGUAACAUUGUCCUGUCAUUCAGAACCAAAUGGAUCUCUGGGAGAGACAGUGAGGUGAACAGCAUUUGACAAUGUGUACAAAGUAUAGGUUAUUUAUCUUUUUGUACUCUUUACUGCCUGCUUAUGAAGAUUAAUA
This is a messenger RNA of Cuculus canorus (common cuckoo), 3634 nucleotides long. RefSeq names its product ectonucleoside triphosphate diphosphohydrolase 3 (gene ENTPD3). Gene Ontology annotation, molecular function: UDP phosphatase activity; GDP phosphatase activity. The transcript has 10 exons. Gene Ontology annotation, biological process: nucleoside diphosphate catabolic process. Bases 952 to 2487 code for a protein of 511 amino acids. The record is from RefSeq and is a predicted model, not a curated record. Gene Ontology annotation, cellular component: plasma membrane. NCBI's taxonomy places the organism in Eukaryota, Metazoa, Chordata, Aves, Cuculiformes, Cuculidae.